AUGGAGACUCUAAUUCCCAUCAUCAAUCGGCUCCAGGAAGUCUUCCUUACAGUGGGGGCAGAGAUCAUCCAGCUGCCUCAGAUAGUGGUGGUUGGCUCGCAGAGCAGCGGCAAGAGUUCUGUGUUGGAGAGCCUGGUUGGAAGGGAUUUUCUGCCUCGGGGAUCAGGCAUAGUCACACGGCGACCCCUAGUGUUGCAGCUGGUGAAUGUGCCUCCAUUGGCAGAGAGGAGACUGCAAGAAAAUGGAAAUGGGGUAAAACAAAAUGCAAACAGCUACCCAGGGAUCAAGGCUGAUGAAUGGGGCACGUUCCUUCAUAGCAAGAACCAGAUUUUCACAGAUUUCUUGGAGAUUCGCAAGGAGAUUGAAGAAGAGACUGAGCGUAGCUCAGGAGGCAACAAGGGAAUCAGCCCUGAGCCCAUCUAUUUAAAGAUUUUCUCUCCUCAUGUCCUCAAUCUCACACUGGUUGAUUUGCCAGGAAUAACCAAGGUUCCGGUUGGAGAUCAGCCAGAGGACAUAGAAGCUCAAGUCCAAGAGAUGAUCCUAUCCUUCAUCUCCAACCCCAACUCCCUUAUCCUCUCAGUGUCUCCUGCCAACUCCGACUUGGCCACCUCUGAUGCCCUCAAACUGGCCCGCGAGGUCGACCCGGAUGGCCGCAGAACACUGCUGGUGGUCAGUAAGCUGGACCUGAUGGACGCAGGGACAGAUGCUCUGGAGGUCUUGCUGGGCCGGGUCAUUCCAGUGCGGCUCGGAAUUGUGGGAGUGGUCAACAGGAGCCAGCAUGACAUCAACACGCAGAAGAGCAUAGAGGACACGGCACGGGACGAGCAGGCCUUCCUCCAGCGCCACUACCCGUCUCUGGCCUCCCGCUGCGGCUCCCGCUACCUGGCUCGCACCCUGAGCCGCCUGCUCAUGCACCACAUCAGGGACUGCUUGCCGGAGCUGAAGAGGCGUGUGACUGUGUUGAGUGCCCAGUACCAGGCCCGGCUCAGCAGCUACGGCCAGCCUGUAGAGGACCACAGCUCCACCCUGCUACAGAUCGUCACCAAGUUUGCCAGCGACUAUUGCAACACCAUCGAGGGCACCGCCACGCACAUCCAGACAUCUGAACUCUGCGGGGGGGCUCGGAUCUGCUACAUAUUCCAUGAGACCUUUGGCCGCACUCUUCAGUCUAUUGACCCCCUGGGGGGCUUGACGGAGCUCGACAUCCUCACUGCAAUCCGCAAUGCUACGGGUCCGCGGCCAGCCCUCUUUGUACCUGAGAUUUCCUUUGAGCUGCUGGUGAAGAGGCAGAUCAAGCGUCUGGAGGAGCCCAGUCUGCGCUGUGUGGAGCUGGUCCACGAGGAACUGCAGAGGAUCAUCCAGCAUUGCUCCUCCUACAGCACGCAGGAGCUCCUUCGGUUUCCCAAGCUGCACGACUCCAUUGUGGAGGUGGUGACUAGUUUACUCAGGAAGCGCUUGCCCAUUACUAAUGACAUGGUCCACAACUUGGUUCAAAUUGAGCUUGCUUACAUCAACACAAAGCACCCAGACUUCACUGACGCUGCUCAGGUCUCAGCAUCUGUCAACAGUCAACAGGGCCUGCAGGAUGGAGAUAAAUGCUGGAUGAAUGAGAAGGUGGCUGAGGAGAAGGCACCAGUGACAGGUUUCAGCAGCCCUGUUAAGGGCCAGGCCAUCAACCUCCUGGACACAGCGGUGCCGGUGUCCCGAAAGCUGAGUGCCCGCGAGCAAAGAGACUGUGAGGUCAUUCAACGCCUCAUCAAAUGCUACUUCCUCAUUGUCCGCAAGAGCAUUCAGGACAGUGUUCCCAAGACGGUGAUGCACUUCCUGGUGAACUUUGUGAAGGAGCGUCUGCAGAGUGAGCUGGUGGGCCAGCUGUACAAACAGAACCUGCUGCAGGGGCUGCUCAUCGAGUCCCAAGACACAGCACAACAGAGGACAGAGGUGGCCCAGAUGCUGGAGGCUCUCCAAAAAGCCAGCAACAUCAUCUCAGAGAUCCGGGAGACACACCUGUGGUAGCCCAAUGCAACUGACCGUUCCUGUGUGUGUGUGUGUGUGAUGGUAAUGUAUGGCAAUACCACUGAGCUCACACUGUCCAUUAAACAUCCAGCUGUCCUUUUUGUCUGUCCAGGAUUUGGACUAUUGUCUCACUGGGAAUAUAGUGAUGAGACCAACACACUCAGGCAGAGCUGGUCCAUUGUGAUGAGAUGUCUUUAAUGUGAAAGAGAACCAUGAUCAAAAACAAUUUUGUUUUUGUUGCAACAAUCGUCUGUCUAAAUGUCUGGUCUUUUGGUUGUCAAUGUGUUGUUUAUCAUGUGGAGUAUUACGUUGUUUUCCUGAGUCUUUCUUGCAUCUGAUCAUGACAUGGUUGUGCUGCUGCAUUUGUUUCCAUUGAUUAGGUAUCUAUUUGUGAAAGGGUGAUCUCAAACCAUGACUGCUUGAUAUGCAUGUAGCAGUUUCUGAACAUAUGUAGAGUAAGUAUAAUCAGUCAGUAUCAGGUUUCCCCUUGUUUUAAGCAACGUUCUGUAAAGUUGAACAGAGGGUGACAACCCAACCCGAGGUUGAACAGUGGGCAUUGUCUGCAAUGUAAUGUUGAAAUAUGAUCCUGGUCUUCGGGGAUGAUGCAGAGGUUUGGUUUGACCUGGUCUACAGUGCAACUGAGUACAGUAGUUGUACCCUAGAGCAGACGUAUGUUCUUUACGUGUGUCGCAUUUAUGUAUUGUUCCAGGUGUACGGUUGCACUGUUUGUGCAUAUUUAGUCCUAUAACAAAGUUGUACGUUCACAACAGAAUACAGUGUUCCUUUUCUCCGUAUGAAGGUUCUAGUCAGACUCUUAAUUCGCAUGUUGUUGGAUAACUGAAACCACAUUUAUGAAUAGCACCCACAAAGAGUUGAAUAGGUGUGUGUGUGUGUGUAUGUAUAGAUAUUGUAUAACUUGCUUGUCAGGAGAUGCAGAAUAGUAGGUGGAGUCCAGCAAUGAUUUAAGGGCCAGAGGUAUAGCGAUUCAUUGUAGAAAUCUACUUGGCCAAAGGAAAGUUAAAAUAAUUUUCUAAAUUAACCCAUGUAUGCAGUCUGCCUCAGAGAGAGAGAGGGCUGUCGCUGGGGUGCCACCUCAUCUGAAGACUAUCCCUAGGCCUGCUUCUACCCAGAUGACAGGGAUGUUGGAGGUGUAAGAGACCGACAUUGUUUCUGAUUUGAACUUGUGCAUGCAGCUGUAAUUAUAUCCUCAUUUUGUUGUGCAGAUCCCCAAGGGAAGUAUGCCCUGCAGCCUUUUAUUUGUGAUUUAGUACCAAUUGCGUGACGUUAGUGUAUCUUCCAUUUAGAAUUAGAUUCUAAAGUUUCUCAAAUAAUUUAUAGUGUAAGUGUGCAUCGGUUUUUGUAUGUCAUGGAAAUGUUCACAAAGGAUGAUGAGCAUUAUUCAGAAAGACUAGCCUUAAAGGAACAGGUACCACGCACCAUCUAGCAGAAACACUGACUUCUAUGUGAUCAAGGAGAGCACGGUGUCCAGUCUGUCUUUCUGAAAGGACAGUGUGUGUGUGUGUGUGUGUGUGUGUGUGAGAAUGUCUAAGUUUUUCUAUCUGAAUGAGACUGUGUUUUCUAUUAUUUAAAUGUAUAUCUUACAUCUUUACAAACUGCCUGGAAGUGCUUGACUGCCAAUAUUUGUGAUACAUGUAAAUUGAUAGAAUAAUAUCUGUUCAGAUGGGAGGGACUCAUUAAACUCUUAACAACAACA
Molecule: messenger RNA, 3730 nt
Organism: Oncorhynchus masou masou (cherry salmon)
Lineage: Eukaryota; Metazoa; Chordata; Actinopteri; Salmoniformes; Salmonidae
Product: dynamin-1-like protein
Exons: 17
Coding region: 1-2016 (671 amino acids)
Biological process (GO): mitochondrial fission
Cellular component (GO): microtubule; mitochondrion; membrane
Molecular function (GO): GTP binding; microtubule binding; GTPase activity
Source: RefSeq, a predicted model, not a curated record